Cicer arietinum (chickpea) is the source of this 2076-nucleotide messenger RNA. RefSeq names its product LIMR family protein At5g01460-like. NCBI's taxonomy places the organism in Eukaryota, Viridiplantae, Streptophyta, Magnoliopsida, Fabales, Fabaceae. The record is from RefSeq and is a predicted model, not a curated record.
CACAAACCAAUUAAGAAACAAACAAGCUAACCGCAAAACAUAAAUGAACCAUCUACGUCGCAAAAAACAACAGAACACAGACAACCUCGACUCCGUUGUUCAGUACAGCCUGGUUUCGUCUAAUACCCCUCAAACUACAUUCCCAUCAACAAGAACAUCCCACACUUUCACAGCACCAAAAACAAAAACCUCCAAUUUCGUCUAAUACCCCUCAAACUACAUUCCCAUCAUUCCCCACUAGAGGGACAAAAAAGUAAUUCCAGCCCACCAUCCCCAAACCACCACUCCCAAACCACCACAACCAAAAAAAAAAAAAAAAAGAAAAGAAAAUGCUCUUCAUUCUUUCAUUCCCAAAUCCCCAACCCUAAUUUCAACACCGAAGCCCUAAAUCCCCAAUUCUUCUUCAAUCAAGAUCCACGAAGAAUGGGAGAUUUCAACUUAGCUCUAGUAAUCGUAGCGAUUGUGUUAUGUGUAAUCGUGUUCCUCUUCAAUGUCUACCUUCUUGUGAACUACCAACACCCUGAUGACGUUAACCAAGCUUACUUCCCCAAAUUCGUCGUCGUUUUGGGUCUCUCCGUUGCCGUCAUUUCCAUUCUCAUGCUUCCGGCGGACGUGGCUAACCGUCAUGCUUGUCGACACGCAAUUUAUAAUGGCGCGUGUAAUCUCACGCUCCCUAUGAAAGAUCUUUGGCUCGCUAUUUAUAUCGUUGAUGCUAUUCUUGUCUUCUUUGUUAUUCCGUUUGCUAUGUUUUACUAUGAAGGUGACCAAGAUAAGAGUAUUGGAAAGCGGAUUAAGAGUGCGUUGUGCUGGAUGGUGACAACUGCUCUUGUGUGUGCUCUGGUUUUGGGUAUUUUGUAUGGGCUUAUUGGGAAGGUGGAUUUUACUGUGAAGCAUCUGUCUUCUUCCACUAGCUCGUUUCCAAGCUCAUGGGAAUUCAAUAGUGGUCAACAGUGUAUUGGAACUGGCUCUCGUCAGUGCUCUGCAUAUUCUGCUAGUCCUUCGUCGGAGAAAACCUGGACCAUGCGUACUACCUUUCCAGAAUAUGUUGUUGCUCUUGCUACUAUUGUUGGAUCUGUGCUUUUUGCUAUAUUUGGCGGUGUUGGUAUUGCUUGUCUUCCAUUGGGACUUAUAUUUUCAUUUAUUCGGCGUCCAAAGGCUGUUAUCACCCGCUCACAAUAUAUCAAGGAAGCAACUGAACUGGGUAAAAAAGCAAAAGAACUAAAGAAAGCAGCUGAGUCACUUCAUCAAGAAGAAAAAGGUGGUUCGAAGGGUAGGAAGUUUCGUAAAAAUGUGAAAGCGGUGGAAAAGGAGUUGUUUCAAUUAGAAGAAGAUGUAAAGCUUCUUGAGGAGGUCUAUCCACAAGGGGAACAGGCUGAGACAACAUGGGCACUAACAGUUCUUGGGUAUCUGGCAAAAUUUGUUUUAGGAGUUUUAGGAUUUAUUGUUUCUGUGGCAUGGGUUGCUCAUAUCAUUAUCUAUCUAUUAAUUGAUCCUCCUCUUUCUCCUUUUCUGAAUGAAGUUUUCAUCAAGCUGGAUGAUAUAUGGGGUCUUCUCGGUACUGCUGCAUUUGCAUUUUUCUGCUUCUACCUUCUCCUUGCUGUGAUUGCUGGGGCCAUGAUGCUUGGGCUGAGACUAGUUUUUAUUACUAUACAUCCCAUGAAGUGGGGAGGGACUCUCAUGAACUCUUUUCUGUUCAAUGUGGGACUUAUCCUUCUUUGUUCCAUCAGUGUGAUCCAGUUCUGCUCCACAGCAUUCGCCUACUAUGCUCAAGCAACUGCAGCACAGGAAAUAUUUGGUCACACUUUGGAGUCUCUUCGUGGAAUUAAAUAUUUGUACAAGUACAACGUAUUUCAGAUUGCAUUUGUUGUUUUGGCUGGAUUGACUUUUGUGUAUUAUGCUGCUUUUGGAUGGAGAAGAAAGAAGCCUAGUGGCAGGUUCCAAUUGUCUACAUAAGGUAUUUGAUUUAUGACAUAUGGAAGAGUUUUUUCUAAAGGCAACCAUUGAAAAUUCCUUGUAGCAAUAUCUCAUUUGGAGUGGCUUUUUUUUUUUUUUUUUUUUUUUUUUUUUUUUUUUUUU